GGACAGACAGAUCUUUUUUUGCCAAAGCCUAAAUCUAUCUUUUGGCCUGACUGAUGGCAAUUCACAAUGAUAUCGGCUCCGUCACGCUGCAGAUUCUGAUGAGAGACGAGGGUCUAUAGUGGCUAGCAGCUUGUGUCAAGAAGUGAACUAACUGCAUGCAUAGAGUGCGACCAUGGUACGACAACGGUUCACCACCAAUCGACCCCACCAACAGCAACGGCGUCGUUUGAGGACUAGCUCUUCUUCGUCGCACAACAACGGUCCUUCCAGCACCUUGGGGAUUCCACUUUCCAACACGGUGGUCAAGUUCUUGCUGUACCUGUGCACGCUCUUCUUUCUGGUAAUUCUCAUCACAUCCCAUCAGAAUCUUCCAAGUCCUUCCAGUAGUACUCUGGGUCGUCGCACUCGACGAUUGCCGUCUCGGCUGCGAGACUCACUCUUUUUGUCACGCCAUCCCAGCAGCGACAACAACUACAAUGAUUUCUACUACACGUACAAGAGUUUCCUGUCGUCUGCCUUUAAAAGACGAUCCAAAUCAUCUACACCGCGCAUUGCCAUUGUCUUGCCGUUUAUUGGCAAGGGCCCCGAAUCGAUUCCUCCCUAUUUGGGACUCUUUUGCGGUGCCGCCGGUGGAGCGGCUCAGUUGAUCGAUUUUUUGAUUUUUCAUCCUGGAGUCUUGCAGACGUUUGCCGAACGAACCACCGUCUGCCCCCCAAAUGUCAAAUUCAUCAAUCUGCAAAGUAUGGAACAUUUAGCCGCCAAUUACCUUUUGAGGGUCAUGGACCAAAUACCACCCGAAGAAAUUCGGGGAGAGCACAACAACAAAGACUUGAUGGCGCGCAUCUUGACCAGACAUCUCAUGGCAUAUCCGUAUGCAUUGGUGGAAUACAAACCCACGUUUGGACACGUCUUUGCCGAGUAUUUGGAGGAAUACUCACACUGGGGAUACUCGGAUCUGGACAUUGUCUUUGGGGAUUUGGGUCGAUGGAUCACGGCCGAGGAACUCAACGAAUUUGAUAUUGUAACAUAUGGCUUUGGCGAUCAAAACCGAGUCUACUUGCGGGGACAAUUCACAUUUCACAAAAACACACCCAAAAUCAAUCAACUGUGGAGAAAAUGCGACUACCUCAGUCGAUUGGAUCAACGAUUCGGGAACGUACUGGCGGGGAAACAAAAACUCAAAUUCGAAAGUGCCGAAGGAUGCUACUCGGCCGCCAUUCUAGAACGACAAGACAUCAGAGUCAAAUAUGCCGUCAAGGCGCUCACUGAUACGCAAGAGUCGGAUUCAGUCUACAGUCAUGGACUGUACAUUGCCCGACAAAAACAUUCCAGAACAACCUCCUUUUUGCCCAAUGUCGUCAACAAGGUAGCAGCACAGCAUCAUCAUCGAGGGUUGGACGAUUAUCACAAGACCAAAAAUAUUGUCAUUUACAAGGCCAAAAGUCAGCAAGAAGGCAAAGUCCUACUGCAAUCAUCGACGCAUUGGUUUGAACGGGAUAGUGUCUACAGUGACACCACAAAGCCGUUGCAAUGGGAAGUCGGGAGAAAGGAAGUGAUUGACUUGGCAGAUCCUGACAGCAAAGCGAAUUGCAUGUAUUGGGCACAGAAAAAGUAUCAAAGUCGUCUUUGCGUGACCACGGAUGUUACGGAAAACGACACUGUCUUUUGGAUAAAUGGGCGGCUUUUCAAACAGCGAUAUGAAAAUGCAAAGCUGGACACUAAUGUAGCCACGGCACCUUUCUUCCAUUUUCAAGAGUGGAAACGGUACUAUAGGGAAGGACAAUUGGCAGCCUUUCGACCGGACAGUGAAGCGACAACUUUUGUCCUGACAAAGGAGGGCGCCAUACCCGUCUAUCCAAAGCAGGCAGAGGGAGUCGGACCUCCCUUGUGGCUCUUGCCACAAAUCAAAUCACCCCUGGGCAAAGCCGUGUUGCACUGGAAGGCGGGGAAUGCAGAGCUUGACCGGAAACUGCUACCUCCUCGCAGUUACUGCCUCAGCAGUCGGCCACGAACCUUUCCUCCAGUUCCACCCGCUCCGCAGUGCGUCUCCCAGAUUUCUUGGUGGGAUGAGGAACGGGUGCACAUUCUGUCCAUGGCACCGGCGUGGCAAACGGAUCUCGACGUCAAGUUGGAUGUCACCCUGGUCCUUACGCUCCAAGUUCCAGUUCACCAGGCAAAUGAAGCCACGGCUCUCAACGGGCUGCUGGAUAUUGUCGUUGCCAACCUCAACCGAUGGCAAGGACAACCGUGUGUCUUGAUCAUGCACGUCGCGGUCGAGGACGAAAGUCAGCAAGACGACGUCAUUCUAUUGAUGGAGGAUCGUCUCACUGAAAAGAGUGCUGCCGGUGCCGCAAACAACAACAACAACAAAUUUGACGCAAACGAGAAUCCAGGCAUUGACGAAAGUCCCAUAGCGCUCGAGUUUGAUACCGGGUCGUGCUUAAUCGGCGUGAUCUUCGCGAACCUCGCCGCUACGGUGGAUAUGGAGAAAAAGCAAGUUCCGCCCGACACAUAUCACGUCAGCCGCAAGGCGUUAUUGAACAUGGCCAUGGACGCUGUUCCAACACGUUGGUGGAUUAGUGGAGUCGAAUUAGAAAGAGGCAUGAUGCUCUCGAUGGACGCUGCGUUCUUUGCACACAGGGCAGCGUUGUCUUACCAGAGCGUGCCUGGAACCGUUUUCUGGCUGCCACAGUUCGCACUGGACGUGGAAGAUGACUUUGAUGAGGGUUUCACACUAUCCAAUCUGCUCGAGUACAGACACAAAGAACUAGUGAAGGAACCCAUCGAUUUCGAAGCUGGUCAAUGCGAGGCUUCGUCGGGAGAUAAAAUGAAACCAGAAAGGGUCUUCGGGCCUGUUACAUCUCUUUGGUGGGAACUGACAAAGAACGUUCUGCAGGAAAAGAGUUCGUAUAUGGAGGAUGAAGAAAUGACUCAGAAGCGUGCCAAAAUCCAGCACGAGCUGCAGCUGCGACUUGUAGAGCUCUUGACAUCCGAAAAGCACUAUGAUUUGUUUGCAAUGGACGAAUCACCAAUCCUCUUGACAGACAAUCAAGGACCCAAACUGGGCAUGGCCACAAACGAAAUCGCGCGUGAAGUGGAAGAAUUUGGAGGAAAGCUCUGCUACAACGCCCUGAGAAUAGCUCAACUGUCAACUUUGGGAUACAGUCUCAACAUUCUUCCAAGUGCCUUUGCUGCAUCCACUGGAACAUCUCGAUCAGCAGCGUACUGGACGGGUGUUCCAGACGACAGGCACGGGUUGGAGGAUGAAACGACCGUGGGGGGCUCGCGCUGCGACGGGUGUUUCAUGUUUGACGAAGAUCAUGAAUCCAUUCUGGAAGGAAUCGCCAAAGACGAGCGGAAAAGACCAGCAAAGGCCGCUGUACUUUGGGAGGAGCCUGAGCCAACAACAAAUUUCAAUCAGUAGGGGUUGGAGAUUUUAGCCCACAUCAGACCGGAUUUCCGUGAUGCGGCCACUAGCUAGCUAGCUAGCUGGUCAGCCUGCUGCGACAGGUCUACUGAUUUCCCACGCGCAGAGAAACCUCUGGUGAUGAUUAUCCACUCAUCGUAGCAAUGCUGGCUGCGAAAGUGUCUUCUUUGGCUUCAAACUCGACUGUACGCUGGAGGUCAGAAGCCACCCUCUGAAGUGUCCAGACGCUGCAUGCU
This is a messenger RNA of Seminavis robusta, 3663 nucleotides long. The record is from the annotation of a GenBank genome assembly. Lineage: Eukaryota; Bacillariophyta; Bacillariophyceae; Naviculales; Naviculaceae.